This is a messenger RNA of Culicoides brevitarsis, 1083 nucleotides long. RefSeq names its product glycine-rich selenoprotein-like. The coding region runs from base 96 to 392 and encodes 98 amino acids. The transcript has 3 exons. NCBI's taxonomy places the organism in Eukaryota, Metazoa, Arthropoda, Insecta, Diptera, Ceratopogonidae. Gene Ontology annotation, biological process: endoplasmic reticulum calcium ion homeostasis; calcium ion transport. The record is from RefSeq and is a predicted model, not a curated record. Gene Ontology annotation, cellular component: Golgi apparatus; endoplasmic reticulum membrane.
UCAUUGGGUCACACUUUCUGUCACUGACAUCAUCAAAACAACAAAUAAAAAUCCUGUGAAUGACGAAAUGUUUUAGUAAAUAAAUAAAUAGUUAAAUGGUUUACGUAAAUCGUGACGGAACGGUUUCCCAAAGUCGUCCCUGGAGUCUCAACCGGCUCUGGGAGAUGAUUAUGGGAUUCUUCACCGGAGUUUAUCUCUUUUUCGCAACAUUAUUCUCGGAUUUGGUGCCGAAUAAAAAUAAUAGCAACCCACGCAGCUCUGGCGGACGUGGCCCGGGAAGCGGACCAGGAAGUGGAGGCGGAGGUUCCAAUCGUGGUCAACCAGCUGGCUAUGGACGCAGAAUUGGUCGUGUUGUGAACAUGGACGACUGUAACAUUCCCGGAGGCGGAUGAGCGCGGUAAAGUGGUGCUUUAACGUUUAAAGCAUCACAGUGCCUUGAAUGAGACGAAUGUCAAUGGACUUGUUCCUUUUUUGACGAAAAUUCUCUAAACCAUUACGUUGGCGGGUAUUUUCCGACGUGACAUUCGUUCUCAUUUGCUCCAAUUAAUUUUUUUUUUAUGAUAAAUCGAUCACUAAUAAAAACCAAACGGGUAACGGAACGUAUGGUCAUUUACUUUGUACAUCAUCGAGUCACAAUAAAACCACAAUCGAAUCUAAUUUAUUUGGACAUAAAACCAAAAUUUUAUUAUCUCGCAAUCGGAGAGAUUAUUUUUUUUUUUUUGGGAGAAUGCGAGGGAGAAAUUUCACGAAAGGAGCAACAAGUCCUGAUUUCUCUCACGUUCGCGACAAUUUGGAUUUCGACAUGAAAUGCGGCAUGUAGUGUUUAUACGGGGACACGACAUAUAGAAUCUUCCUCCAAGAAAGACAUAAACAGCGAGCUGUCAUCCAUAUUCUAGGCCAGUCAUGCGCAAUGGGCGGCAGGAGGAAUCGUAACCCUGGAAAAGAAUGUUGGAAAGUGUCUCGUGCUUUUUGAUUUCAGAGUCGGGAAUGGGAUUAAAAGGCGCAUUUGAACUUUGAUUGGAUCCUUUCAGUGAAAUAUCGACCCUCGUUUUUUUUUUUUUGAAUAAAUUUUUAUGACCAAAA